GCUCGUUUCUACAGGUUUCCAUUCAGUAGGCGGUGGCAAAUCAAAACGCUGCUUCUGCUGUCCUUCUGUGCUAUUAUCGGUAAGAAACACCCAGGAGGAACGAUGAAUCCGUUUCCAAAGUUUACCUAAAAAGCUAUAGACAGAUCCUACCUGAAGAAUAAAUGGACGAAUCUGACCUCACGAACGGAAUAACUACUGAUUCUGCGUCUACGAAGAAACGUCUAGCAGUUCAUUUGUUUUUACAGGUCUGUUUGUGUCCCUGCAGACCUCCUGACACUUUCCAGCUCCCCGGAGGAGUAAUUUGGCAUUGAGGAAGUGCACACAGCAUACAAAGAAAUGACUGAACAGGGUUUUUCCCCUUCUACUCUACUAAAGCGUUAUCGUCUGGCCAUGACAGAGUCCAACUCAGUCUCCUCACCAUCCGGGACUGCUGCUGAGGACCCAUCAGAGGGUAAGGACAUUUCAGCAGACGGGGAUCCCAACUUCCCCAUGUCUUCACUGGCAGAACUUCUGGACAUUGAUGAUGGAUCACAGCCAGCUCAGGAUUCAGCUCGACCUGGACAACAGAAUGAUAACAAGCAGAACUCGCGAAUAAGGUUCGCAGGGGCCUUUAAAAAGGGAGUUCCUAACCCCAUGGACCUUCUUGAGUCCACCAUGUCUGAGUAUCCAGUGGCACCUGGGCCGAAGAAAGCACCUAUGGACUCCCUGUUUGACUACGGCUCAUGUAGGGAGGUCAACAACCAUAAAAAACGCAGGAAGAAACUUCCGCGAGGGAAGGCUGAGAUUGAGAUGUCAUGUGACGAGGGAUCCCCGGACCCCCCUGUUCUUAAAGUCUUCAACCGCUGGCUGUUGUUUGAAGCCGUAUCUCGAGCAGAUAAAAGAGCUCUGGAUGGUCUCCUGCAGUAUCUUCAGUCAAAUGAAAAGAGGCUGACAGAUGAGGAGUUCAAAGAACCUUCUACAGGGAAGACUUGCCUACCAAAAGCACUUCUGAACCUGCACAGUGGUCACAACGACACCAUCCCCAUGUUGAUGGACAUUGCCGAACAGACAGGAAACCUCAGAGAGUUCAUUAACACGCCCUUCAGAGAUGUGUAUUAUAGGGGUCAGACAGCACUGCAUAUUGCCAUUGAACGACGAUGCAAACAGUACGUGGAGCUUCUGGUGGAGAAGGGGGCUGAUGUUCAUGCUCAGGCCAGGGGCCGAUUCUUCCAGCCCAGAGAGGAGGGUGGAUACUUCUACUUUGGUGAGCUGCCUCUCUCACUUGCAGCUUGUACCAACCAACCAGACAUGGUGCAUUACCUGACCGAGAACAGCCACAAGGCGGCAGAUCUGCGGAGGCAGGACUCGAGGGGAAACACAGUCCUGCACGCCCUGGUCCGUAUCGCUGACAACACUCGGGACAACACGCGUUUCGUCACUAAGAUGUACGACUUGCUGCUCAUUAAAUGUGCCAAACUCUACCCAGACUGCAACUUGGAGAAUGUACUCAACAAUGAUGGCAUGUCCCCUCUCAUGAUGGCCGCCAAGCUGGGCAAAAUCGGGGUGUUCCAGCACAUCAUCCGGAGAGAGAUAAAAGAUGAGGAAGCUCGACAUCUUUCCCGGAAAUUUAAGGACUGGGCUUAUGGACCCGUAUACUCCAGCCUGUAUGAUCUGUCUUCACUGGAAACCUGCGGAGAGGAAGUCUCUGUUCUGGAGAUACUCGUCUACAACAGCAGGAUCGAGAAUCGCCAUGAGAUGCUGGCGGUGGAACCCAUAAACGAGCUGCUGAGGGCCAAGUGGCAAAAGUUUGCCGCUGUGACCUUCUACAUCAGUGUGUUUUCCUACCUUGCCACCAUGAUCAUCUUCACCCUUGUGGCCUACUAUCGCCCAUCCACGGGUACACCCCCUUACACCUACAACUCUACACAGGACAAGGUACGUUUGGCAGGCGAGAUCAUAACCGUGGCUUCUGGAGUCUUCUUCUUCACAACAAAUAUUAAGGACCUUUUCCUGAAGAAGUGCCCGGGGGUGAAUUCUUUAUUUAUUGAUGGAUCCUUUCAGCUUCUCUACUUCAUCUACUCUGUGUUGGUGCUGGUGAGUGCAGCGCUGUAUCUGUCAGGGAUCGAGGCCUACGUGUCUGUGAUGGUGUUUGCUCUAGCAUUAGGUUGGAUGAACACCCUCUAUUUUACCAGAGGCCUUAAACUCACGGGGACUUACAGCAUCAUGAUUCAGAAGAUCCUCAUCAAAGAUUUGUUCCGGUUCCUGCUGGUCUACGUGCUCUUCAUGAUCGGCUAUGCAUCAGCGUUAGUCUCACUGCUGAAAAUCUGCCCUGAAAAGAAUAUAUGUAAUGGUACCUGCCCCAAAUACCCAGAAUGCCGAGAUACAAACACCUUCAGCGAAUUCCUGUUGGACUUGUUUAAGCUGACCAUAGGCAUUGGAGAGCUGGACGAGAUGUUAAAAGGCGCACAGUAUCCCGUCGUCUUCCUCAUCCUCCUAGUCACCUACAUUAUUCUCACCUUCGUCCUGUUACUCAACAUGUUAAUUGCUUUGAUGGGAGAGACAGUGGGACAGGUGUCCAAAGAGAGCAAGCAGAUCUGGAAACUGCAGUGGGCAACUACUAUCCUGGACAUCGAGCGGUCCUUCCCCGUGUGUCUGCGGAAGUCUUUCCGUGUUGGAGAGAUGGUUACUGUGGGCAAGGGCUUGGAUGGAACGCCAGACAAACGCUGGUGCUUCAGAGUGGACGAGGUCAAGUGGUCCCACUGGAAUCAAAAUCUAGGGAUCAUAAAUGAGGAUCCAGGCCAGAAGGACCUUUACGAGCAGACACAGGGCGGACGAGGACUUCGAAGAGAUCGCUGGUCCACUGUCGUCCCAAGAGCGGUUGAGCUGAACAGGGGCUCCAGAGACCAUAUGGUAGAGAUGGAGCCUCUCACAAGCAGACACAGACACAAGUCUGAAAGCUAAAGCUGAACUCUAAGGACUUAAAAGAGGGUCAAGCCCUUGAAACUUUCAUUACUGGGCAGACAGUUAUGCAUUUUAUAAAAGCUGACAAUAGUUGUAGAGUAUUGGGAGAACAGCUUCAUAUAUUAUGACUUUUAAAUGUAUCUUGAUUGUGUUUUACAUGCAUAUUUGUACCCAUGAGACACUCAGGAACAUAUUUGAUGUGUAAUAUUGUAGUGUUUUUUCAUGGAGUGUGCAAUAGAUUUUAUGAACAAAAAAAAAAUUUGUUCAUUAUUAUUUUGAAAAAAAAAAAACACUCCACAAGGACUUGGAUUUGAGUAUCAGCGUCUGUCUGCUCUAUUGAUUCCUUCUGACAUUUUUGUGGAUUAUGUGGAAAAGGUUAUAUUUUAAUCAAUAAUCAUGUCAGAGUACCUCAGUGUUUAAUUAAGUACAGUCCUUUUUUUAAUGAAAAAUCAUAUUGUUAUUCUUUUGUUAUAUUGCCAACCCAUAAUGGAAAGACGAAAAAUGCUGCUCUGAUUUGGCUUUUGGCUUUGUUUUGUAAUAAAGGUCAUGUAGAAAACAGAUGUGGCACCCACACCAGGAGUGUGCACAACGCCAGACAGCAGCAGUUUGCUAUUUUCACCUCAGUAUGCUAGCAAUAGUGUGACACUGAACUUAAUUGGUGUGAUAGUGGUAAUGAUUUUAAGCGAUCCUUUCAGUUUAGAGCCGUCUAAACCCAUGCCAAAAGACACAAUGGCACAUAUUGUAGGGGAACUGUUUUAUGCAUUUUUUAUAUAUUUUAUAUAUGUUUUUAAAACAGAGUACAAAAGGCAUUGUCUGUAUGCUGUAGUACGUUUUUUUUUUUUUUUUUUGUAGUCCAUGAAGUGUGAUGUAGAGGACUGGAAUAGGGGAACUGUGUUUUUGUUUACAGGCCUGAUUUCCACACACUAGUCAUUUCAAGUAUCCUUUGUAUUUUAUUAGACACUAAGUAUAGUUUAUGUAUCAAAGGAAUGAACAGAAAUAGAUAGUAAUAUAUUCUUGGUGGCAGAUAUUAUCCUGCCAGUAUGUUAUGUUUGAUGCUGCUGUCAAUAAGCCUUAUUUUAUGCUCUGAACUGGAUGACUAUUCAGACAAUCAGAGAGAUUUGUUCCAUCAAUAAUAAAGAGAUUCUGGAUC
This is a messenger RNA of Cyprinus carpio (common carp), 4090 nucleotides long. RefSeq names its product transient receptor potential cation channel subfamily V member 4-like. Gene Ontology annotation, cellular component: membrane; cilium. NCBI's taxonomy places the organism in Eukaryota, Metazoa, Chordata, Actinopteri, Cypriniformes, Cyprinidae. The record is from RefSeq and is a predicted model, not a curated record. Gene Ontology annotation, molecular function: protein binding; calcium channel activity. Gene Ontology annotation, biological process: calcium ion import across plasma membrane; osmosensory signaling pathway; actin filament organization.